AGAAGAAAUGAAUUAUCUUUCAAAGAUUCUGUUCUUUCCCUUCUUCUUCCUGUACUAUGCCAAGUUGCCAACCCUGCCAAAGAGUUUGUCAUCACCUUGUCAUCACUACCUAAGAAACUGCUCACCAGUUCCCAUUUCUUCCAGUCUCCUUAGAAUCACAUGUUGAUGUGAAUAACAUCAGUUCCAUCUUCCUCUAGCUAGGCCACCUUUGCUUGUUUUCUACUGCAUUACAUGCAUCAACCUCCACUAAAACUACUCUUUGUCUUGCCUUUCUUUGAUUUGUUGUUGGGCCAGUGAAUGGUGAAGGUUCUUUACUUCAUACUCUGUUGAACUCUUGUUUGAGUGGGAUGGUUUCAUGAAGGUCACUUUCUGUUUGAAUACUAGCUAUAGGAGGAGGAAACUUGUUAGGGAAGGCUUAAAGAAGAGGAAAAGGGAAAUGGUGUCUUUUCUUGUUUGUGAUAGAAGCUGUGUGGCCUCUUCCUGUUGGAUGUGUGCUUUUUGAGGGCUUUGGGAAAGGAAGAUAAAGGAAUGUUGGGGUUUGGAGUUGGAGAGAGGAGGAUGAGCAGUGUGGGCAUGGAGACAAGCUGUAAGGCUUUGCUCAGAGAGCUUCAGCACAUAUGGACGGAGAUAGGAGAAAGCGAGUCGGACAAGGACCGAAUGUUGAUGGACAUUGAGAGGGAGUGCCUGGAAGUUUACCGUAAGAAGGUCGAUGAAGCUAAUGAUGCAAAGGCACGGCUCCAUCGGGAGGUUGCUGCUAAAGAAGCAGAGCUCACAGCUCUUAUGGCUACCCUUGGGGAGCACCCCAUGUAUUCCCCGAUGGAGAAAAGGUUGACACCAUUAAAGGAGCAACUUUCAUUAGUCAUACCUAUUUUAGAAGAUAUGAGAUUAGAGAAAGAGGAAAGAAUCAAACAGUUUAUCGAUAUACAAGCACAGAUUGAUAGGAUUCAUGCAGAGAUAACAGGACUUCCUCACCAGAAUAGUAAUGUUGCGUCUUUCAGUGUGGAUGAACAUAAUUUGUCGAUGCUGAGACUUAAUGAGUAUCAAGCACAUCUUAGAACUUUGCAGAAGGAUAAGUCUGACCGUCUCCGAAAGGUUCUUGAGGGUGUCAAUGACGUGCAUUCUUUAUGCUGUGUGCUUGGACUGGAUUUUGCAAAGACAGUGAAUGAAGUUCAUCCCUAUUUGCAUGAGAAUGGAUCCAAACAAGACACAAACAUCAGUAAUAAUACACUGGAUGGCUUGUCGUCAGUGAUCAUGAAGUUAAAAACAGAAAAGAAGCUUCGUUUCCAAAAGUUGCAAGAAACUGUGGAGUCUCUUUUCAAACUCUGGAAUUUGAUGGAUUCAACCAAUGAAGAGCGGAGACGCUUUGCAAGAGUUACCUGCAUUUGUGAAUUAAAGGAGAAGGACAUUACAAGUUCUGGUUUGCUCUCAACAGAAUCUAUCAAGCAGACAGAAGCUGAAGUUGCGAGGCUUACAAAACUAAAAGCUAGUAGAAUGAAAGAACUGGUUUUCAGGAGAAGGUUAGAAUUAGAAGAAAUAUGCAGAAGGGCACACAUUGAACCUGAUGUAAGCACCGUACCUGAGAAGACUACGGCAUUAAUAGAUUCUGGUCUUGUGGAUUCUUCUGAACUUUUGGCAAACAUUGAGACACAAAUCAUAAAAGCCAAAGAAGAAUCUAUAAUCAGAAGAGAUAUUAUGGAUAGGAUCGACAAGUGGUUAGCAGUUUGUGAGGAAGAAAAUUGGCUCGAAGACUACAACCAGGAUAGUAACAGGUAUCAUGCUGGAAGAGGUGCACACUUAAACCUGAAACGAGCUGAGAAGGCACGGUUAGCUGUCAUGAAAAUCCCAGCUAUUGUAGACAAUCUGAUCAGCAAAACAUUUGCAUGGGAAGAUGAAAGAAACAUUCCAUUCUUGUAUGAUGGGGUUCGCCUUGUGUCGAUUUUGGAAGAUUACAAACUCACUAUACUACAAAAAGAAGAGGAAAAAAGACGACAACGGGAUCAAAAAAAGUUACAGAAUCUGCUUUUAACUGAGAAAGAAUUGAUGUAUGGAUCUAAACCAAGUCCAAAAAGAUGCAACAGUUUCAAUAGGAAAGCCAGUGGAUACCAUGUCAAUGGAAGUGAGAAUGGAUUUACCACUCCUACAUCUAGACGGCUUUCCGUUAGUAGUGCAACCCCUGAACUACUCACUCCCCGCUCAUAUUCCAGUCGGUACCAUGGUUACUUCAAGGAGACAAGACAUUUAUCAACUACACCAUUGAACUUUGUCGCCCUUUCAAAAGACGAUAACACAUCUUCCUUCACAUCUAUAAGUGGUUCAGAGCCCGAGUCCCCUCUUGGCUAAAGAUGUAAACAACUAUUUACUACAUUGUGUCUUUAGAUAUUGAAUUGGUGAGUUGUCUAUAAGAGUGAUGCAGAUUUCUGGGCAGCAGCAAUUAAUUCAUAAUAUUUCAUGGUUUUAACUUAUAGGAUUUAUAUAUGUUUAUAGGAGCUCACUGUAAGGUUAUACGAAUUAGUUAUAUGUGUUCCAUUUUUAUGAGCUGUGUUCUUGUAAUCUUUACUCUUAUUGCUGCCAUUCCUGUAAAAAGGUUGAUGUUGUUUGUAACUUGUGAUGAUAGGUAUUCUUCAAUCAAAUGCAUUGUUUGCUUCA
Dioscorea cayenensis subsp. rotundata (Guinea yam) is the source of this 2646-nucleotide messenger RNA. RefSeq names its product 65-kDa microtubule-associated protein 6-like. Gene Ontology annotation, cellular component: spindle; cytoplasm. The coding region runs from base 529 to 2340 and encodes 603 amino acids. Gene Ontology annotation, molecular function: microtubule binding. The transcript has 11 exons. The record is from RefSeq and is a predicted model, not a curated record. NCBI's taxonomy places the organism in Eukaryota, Viridiplantae, Streptophyta, Magnoliopsida, Dioscoreales, Dioscoreaceae. Gene Ontology annotation, biological process: microtubule cytoskeleton organization.